This is a messenger RNA of Oncorhynchus nerka (sockeye salmon), 1582 nucleotides long. RefSeq names its product CREB/ATF bZIP transcription factor-like. Gene Ontology annotation, cellular component: nucleus. Lineage: Eukaryota; Metazoa; Chordata; Actinopteri; Salmoniformes; Salmonidae. Gene Ontology annotation, biological process: regulation of DNA-templated transcription. Gene Ontology annotation, molecular function: DNA-binding transcription factor activity, RNA polymerase II-specific; RNA polymerase II transcription regulatory region sequence-specific DNA binding. The record is from RefSeq and is a predicted model, not a curated record.
UUGGGUUAGUUAUAAAAAUUCAUCCCUGAGCAGAGAACAACGCGACCAGCACAGAGUUUCUAAAUGGUGCCUUGAAGUACGAGGUCAAAUCAUGACGUAAGUGAUCUUCAGGUCGGAGGUCUAGAAAGAGGCCCAAGUUGGAAUUGUGAGUUGGAUGUCAGUUCAAAACGAUUUUCCCCAGUCGGAGCUCGGUUUGUUUUCGAGUUACCAGUUGUCUUGAAAGCACUGAAGUCGGCCAUUUCCGAGUUGUUUUGGACGCGUCAUAAAUACUAACAGUAUGGCGCCUCAAGUGUUAACGUUCUGAAUUUUCGCCAUCGUUGACGUCUUUUGUACGUUUCGAAGUUCUCUCAGUUUGUGUGGUCAGUAAGUUUACCGACUUUCAAACAACACUUUGUUUUACUACAAGAACCUGAAGAGUACUGCAAACAAAUAUAUACAAUCUGAUCCACUUAAAGCUUGACGGACGAAAAUCUAUGCAGAGUCCAGAUUGGAGAGGGAAUACAUUGGUGGUGCCCGUCGUCAAAAGCUAAAAUGAUCACCAGACGAAGAGGUCAUUCAGACAACACCGAUGUGGAGGUGCACACCUCAAAUUGUCCUUUUGAAAUUGAAGUCCCUGACUUUGUUGAAACUAUACAUUUUAAAACGAGUCCCUACGAAGACAUGAGCUCAGAGAAUGGGGAUAGUACAGUCGGAUUAGAGCUUGAUGGUUUAUUUGGAAUCGACAAGUUAGACUGGACAUUUGAGAAGGAUGCUGUCUCCCCUCUUUUUGACAUUGGAUUGACCGAAUUAGGUGUGGGUGACACAACAGAUCAAGAUUUUGGAAUUGGCGCGUCCAGGACGCCAUCGCCAGAAGGAAUGUCUGCAGGUCAAAAAAGGAAGAGGAGAGAGAACCUGUCUGGGCGCAUCAUCAACAAGAACGCCAUCGCUGCAAGAAUGAAUCGUCUGAAAAAGAAGGAAUACAUCAACGGGCUGGAGAAUAAAGUCGGGUCUCUGUCGUCAGAAAACCACAUACUUAAACAGGAAAACGUCCAAUUGAAUAAGAGGGUGGAAGAGUUGGAAGAUGAGUCGAGGUACCUGAGAGCUGUGUUGGCCAACGAGAGUAUGUUAGCCCAGCUGUUGUCAAGGCUGAGCGGUGUGAAUGGCAUGAAAUUAUCUUCCUCACUUUUCCAGGAGUCCAACAAGAACGAAGACCACGAUUAUGCCUUGCCUAGGAAACUUGUGAAGAUGGAGAAGGAGACCUCUGGUGGUGUCUGUCUGCACGUAGACAAGAACCACGUCUCAGUGGAGUUCUGCACUAAGUGUGCAGAGAGUGCAAGCGCAUCACUCAAAAUUUUUCUUCUAGGUGAUGAUUGUUCAACCAUGCUGGAUGAAUGGGUUACAGAACGUCCCUGUCUGCUUGGCUCCAUGUGGAUUCUGCUUCGGAAGCUGAAGAGGUGGAACUCGCUGCUGCCAAGUUGGCCUGUUAUUUUUUUAAAGGUAGUAUAACAAAUGGUGUAAGUGACUACAUGUUACCAGUAUCCCACCACACCUUUGAAAAAAGUAGUGAAUUUAGAAUAUUGUGUUCCACUACCUAUUGCAUUGA